Messenger RNA from Phlebotomus papatasi, 2267 nucleotides. Its product is annotated as hexamerin-like. The transcript has a single exon. The record is from RefSeq and is a predicted model, not a curated record. Lineage: Eukaryota; Metazoa; Arthropoda; Insecta; Diptera; Psychodidae. Bases 20 to 2098 code for a protein of 692 amino acids.
UGUGAUUUUAUUGAGCAAUAUGUUGCCACUUCGGGGUGAAAUCUGUGUCAUUUUGCUCUUGACUCUUGCCACCACUCUCAAUGGGGCAUUCUGGAUGGGAAACACUUCACCGACAAGUGAGAUUCACAAGUGCUCCAGUGAUUUUGUGGUGAAUCAGAAGAAAAUCUAUGCACUCUUCCGACACAUUUUCUCACCCACCUGGAAUCCCGUUCUCACGAGAUUGGCUGAGGACUUUAACGUUACCGAUAUGACCCACUACAGGGAUGAGAAAUUCCCAAGGGUGGUGUUGGACUUUGGCAAGAGUAUGAUGAGAGGGAGGAUAAAGCCGGUGCCAAAGAGAUAUCCAUUUGUCUAUCACUUGAAAGAGUGUGUGAGGGAAUUUCAUACGGUACUGGAAUUCCUGAAGCAUAUUAAGGAUUUUGACAGUGUUCUCGAGAGUGCUACGUGGUUGAGGAAUCUCACCAAUGAGGAGGCUUUUAUCUACGAAUUUUUAACUUUUCUGAUACACCAUGCGGAGGAGGAGUAUCUUCUGCCACCACCGUAUGAAAUUAAUCCCCAUAAGUUCUUCCGAGACGACGUCAUUAGGACGGCUCAUUUGGCUAAAAUGUCUAGUGGUAAUGGGGAUAAGUUCGAAAAUGAGACUGGCACCAUGGUUAAGUACAUUGAAGACUUAGGGCCUGUUAGUGAUGGCUGGGAGGGUGAUUUGGCAUACUUCCGAGAGGAUAUUGACUUGAAUGCCUAUUACUACCUCUUUAGAUUGUCUUUUGAACCCUCCCUGGCGGAGGAGUACUUUGAAAAUACCACUCGAGGGGAGAUUUUCUUGUUUGAACACCAGCAAUUGCUAGCUCGAUACAAUCUCGAACGUUUUGGCAUGGACUUUGAUGAAGUAGAAGCAAUUUCGAUUUUUGAUGAAAAUAUUGUUGGAUACUAUCCCUUGAUGUCCCAUGCGAAUGGUUUCCCUCUGAUACCGAGGCCGUAUUUCUACGAAGAGCGAUUCUAUGAAGACGUCAAGAUGGACCUUAUAAGGGAGGAACAUGGACUCAGUACGAUAAUUGAAAUGGGAGGAUUCUGGCAUCCGGGAACAGGGAAAUUGGACUUCAAACGUCCUGGAGGUUAUAACUUCCUAGGGAGCAAAAUGGAAGGUAACACGGACAACAAGAGCAACUUCCCGAAAUUCUGGCCACUUCUUUUGCAAGUUGUUGCCGGACCCCGACGCUACAGAACUCGUACUGAUCCCAUGGACUUUUCAAAUGUAUUCGAUCACCACGAGACCCAACUUCGCGAUCCCGCUUAUUUCCAGUGCAUUCAGAGACUGGUGAAAUUGAUCAAGAGACAUCAAGACCUUCUGCCGCCCUAUGACUUUGAGGCGAAGUUCAUUGAUGUUGUUGAUGCAAAAGUAAGUGACUUGAGGACGAGAUUUCAAAAGCGAAGUGUUGACAUCUCAAAUGCAGUGGCAAUGGAGGAAUCCCAAGAGAUUAAUGACUCGGAGGAAUGGCUGAGAGAUGAAGAUGUGCGGUUUAAAGUGAAUCUCAAGGUGCUGACACACAUUCCAUUCUACUACGAUCUCAAGGUGCAUACCGACAAUCCCACAGAUGCUGUUGUGAGAGUUUUCUUGGGUCCAGAUGACGCGGGUGCCGAACGGGUGGAUCUCUACAAUUGGGAUGAGAAUCGUGAGAAUUUCUUCCAAAUUGACUAUUAUCCGGUCAAAUUGCAACGCGGUGAGAAUAAAAUCACCCGAAAGAGUACUUCAUUCACCGGGUUCGGCAGCGGUUUCAAGUCUUUUGAAGAAAUGUCCCAAAUGCUCAAUGACGAAGACUUUGAAGUUUCCAGUAAGAACGCUUUUUGUGCCUUCCCCGAGCGCCUCAUCCUACCCAGAUCUAGCAUUUACGGCAAAGACUUUGUCUUCUACUUCGUUGUUACCCCAACGGAUGAGGACAUCAGCGAAAUUAAACCAACAAGAUUCUGCGAUAUCGGAAAGGCUCCCAAGAAGGCUGAUACAUGGCCCAUGGGUUUCCCCUUCGAUCGGAAGAUCGACAAUGAGAAUUUCCUCGUGAAGAACAGCUUAGCAAAGAGAGUCACAAUUUACCACGAGGAAUAGUGAAGAUUUCGUAACACGUGGUGGUGGUUCUGGGAAAUUGGGUUUAAUUUAAUUCUAAUUGUUGGACACCUUUUAACCUCAAUUGUAGCGGAGACCCUUUUGUACUCUGUGUUUUGGCUCAAUAAUGAUAUGGUAAUUAAUCAAAUAAAGUACACCGAUUAUUGCACAA